Gossypium arboreum is the source of this 1682-nucleotide messenger RNA. RefSeq lists its product as uncharacterized. Gene Ontology annotation, molecular function: protein binding. NCBI's taxonomy places the organism in Eukaryota, Viridiplantae, Streptophyta, Magnoliopsida, Malvales, Malvaceae. The transcript has a single exon. The coding region runs from base 169 to 1518 and encodes 449 amino acids. The record is from RefSeq and is a predicted model, not a curated record.
AGUCAGAUACAUACAUAUACAUACAUAUAUUAUUUUAGUCGAUGCUGGUGAAGCUUGACUUUCCUCAAUAAUGGUCUAUUCUUGUUCUUAUAUAAAUCGGGUUUGGGUUUUCCGGCAUUUUCUCCAAGGAAUCUGCCGAGAAAAUAAUUUCAGAGGGAGCAAGAAAAAAUGGGUACCCUUUCAUUUUCCACUUCAAUUUUGCUCUUCGCCAUUGUUUUCCAUUCAUGUUUAGCGGCGAGCAACGAUGAUCCAUUGACGGGGACAAAAAGGGAAGCAUUAGAAAUAAUUAUCGGCGGCGGAGAAGGCGAAGCUCCAUCACCUUCCGAUGAAUUCCCACUGCCUUCACCGCCAUGCAAGCAUUUCCAGAACGAAAAUGGCUGCUUCGAGAACGCAAGGUUAGCCAAAGCCUACGACGUGAUCCAAAGGUUCAAGGAGAAAAUCAAGGUCGAUGCUAAUAGCAAGAAGUACUUGAAAACAUGGUAUGGAACUGAUGUUUGUAAAUACAGAGGCAUUUAUUGUGACAUACGUCCCGACGUGAAAGAAAAAGCCGUCGCCGGCGUUGAUUUCAACGGAGCUAAAUUUGCCGGUUGUGAUGGUACACUUCCUCUUGAUGGGUUCUUUGAUGAGUUAGAUGAUUUAGCUAUAUUCCAUGCUAAUUCAAAUAACUUCACUGGUUCCGUCCCGUUUAAAGCAUCGAAAAUCAAGUAUUUAUAUGAACUUGAUCUUAGUAACAACAAGAUCGCCGGUGGGUUUCCGAUGAAAACUCUCAGUGCCAUGAAUUUGACCUUCCUUGAUUUAAGGUAUAAUUCAUUAAAAGGUACUGUUCCGCAACAAGCGUUCGAUUUAACCCUCGAUGUGUUCUUCAUCAACAAUAAUAACUUCGCCCCACAAAUGUUACCCACUAAUCUCGGUGACUCGACGGCCGUUUACCUCACAUUUGCUAAUAACAACUUCACCGGAUCAAUCCCGGCGAGUAUCGGCAAAGCUCGAAACCUUCUCGAAGUGCUUUUCCUUAAUAAUCAACUCACCGGGUGUUUACCGUACGAGAUCGGAAACUUGACUCAAUCAACGGUGUUCGACGCCAGUUCAAACAAGCUUACCGGUCCGAUACCGUACUCUUUUGGCUGCUUGAAAAAGAUGCAGAUUCUCAGUUUGGCUAACAAUCAGUUUUACGGUGAAGUGCCAGAGACGGUAUGUGAGCUUCCUAUGUUAAACAAAUUAUCUUUGUCGAACAAUUAUUUCACCCACGUCGGACCGGCUUGUCGGGGUUUGAUAGAGAAAAAGAAGCUCGACGUGAAGAAGAACUGUAUCUACGGCCUCCCUAAUCAACGAUCGGAGAAGGAGUGUGCGGCGUUUUUCUUGAAGAAGAAGGAUUGUCCGAGGAUGGAAACUUUUUAUUUGGUUCCUUGUGUGAAACAUGGUUAUGAUUAUUAUAAAUAUUCCGACGAAGGAAAGUCGCCGGCGGCGGCGCCGCCGGCUAGAACUUAUAGUACUCUUACACCUCAUCAUCGGCUGUGAUUGACUUUUUAAGAUGAUCAUGGAUUUGACCUUCAUGAUCGUGCAUGUGUAUGAUUGGUUUUUUUUUUUUAUGCAUAAUUCUUUCUGCUUCAUACAUUUGAUGCAGAAUCUCAAUGUAUUUAAUUUUAUUUUCGUGAAUAAAUCAAACUUAUUUCAUCUUUUAA